Molecule: messenger RNA, 1554 nt
Organism: Penicillium cataractarum
Lineage: Eukaryota; Fungi; Ascomycota; Eurotiomycetes; Eurotiales; Aspergillaceae
Product: cytosine permease
Exons: 3
Coding region: 1-1554 (517 amino acids)
Biological process (GO): transmembrane transport
Cellular component (GO): plasma membrane; fungal-type vacuole membrane
Molecular function (GO): transmembrane transporter activity
Source: RefSeq, a predicted model, not a curated record
AUGGAGAACACAAUAAUGGAUCGGGACGUGGAGAAGCGCGCCGGCGCAGUAGACCCAGCUCUCGUCGAGCAAGAAACGGGUGCAGUCCCUGCUUCAAGCUUUGAGUAUGGCGAUUCGUUGUACGCCAGGCUUCAACGACUGGGUGGGAAGAUCAAAGUCGAACAGCGAGGCAUCGAGCGCGUCCCGGAUGACGAAAGAAAUGAUAGUUCGUACUGGAACAUUGGCUCAAUGUGGCUGGCUGCAAAUAUGGUGGUCCCUUCUUUCACCAUUGGGGUCUUGGGCAAGCCCUUGUUCGGCAUGGGAUUCGUUGAUUCGGCUCUGGUUAUCAUCUUUUUCAAUUUUAUCGGAGUGCUCACCGUCUGCUUCUUCUCCAUCUUUGGCGCCGCUUUUGGACUGCGGCAAAUGGUAUUAUCCAGGUUCUGGUUUGGCUGGUGGGGUGUCAAGCUAAUCGCUAUCUUCAAUGUUCUAGCCUGUGUUGGAUGGGCUGCCGCCAACAUCAUUGUCGGAGCGCAGUUGAUCAAUGCCGUUAAUCCGGAUGUUCCAGGAUAUGCUGGGAUCUUGAUCAUCGCGUUUUGUACGCUCAUCAUCGUUUUCUUUGGCUAUCGAGUUGUGCACGCCUAUGAAUAUUGGAGCUGGAUUCCAACUUUCAUUGUCUUUCUCGUGAUCCUGGGCGUCUUUGCCCAUUCGGGUGAUUUUAUCAAUGUUCCAAUGGGAGUUGGCAAAGCCGAGCUGGGUGCGGUGCUUUCUUAUGGCUCCACCGUGUUCGGCUUUGGCACGGGUUAUACAAGCUUCGCUGCGGACUAUACAGUCUAUCAACCGAGCAACCGCCCCCGUCGUAAUGUGUUCCUGGCUACUUGGCUCGGAAUAUUUCCAACUCUUUUAUUCACUGAACUUCUGGGCGCUGCGCUUGCCACCGCGAUGGCCCACAAUGGCGGUGACAAUGCAUAUCAGCAGGGAUGGGAUGACGCAGGAGUAGGUGGUCUUCUUGGCGCCCUUCUAUUCCCACGUGUCGGAGUGUUCGGCAAGUUUUGUGUCGUGAUACUUGCCCUCUCCAUCGUGGCCAACAAUUGCCCCAACAUAUACUCAGUCUCCCUUACCCUUAUGGUAAUGGGAAGGUGGACCCGACAUGUCCCUCGAUUUGUGUGGACGGUGGUUGCUACCGGGGUUUAUAUUGCAAUCGCCAUUCCGGGGUACAGUCAAUUCGAGGCAGUGCUGGAGAAUUUCAUGCAUUUCAUCGGGUACUGGCUUGCCAUUUAUGAAGGCAUCGCUCUUACGGAGCAUUUUGUGUUUCGUCGGGGGUUCUCUGGUUAUCAUCCCGAGGACUAUGACAUGCGAGAUAAACUUCCUCCUGGAAUUGCGGCUCUGCUCGCAUUCUGCUGCGGGGUUGUUGGGAUGGUGACUGGGAUGAGCCAGUCGUGGUAUGUGGGCCCCAUCGCAAUAUCAGCUGGCCCGGCGCCAACUGGCGGCGAUGUUGGUUUUGAGAUGGGCUUUGCAUUCGCAGCAGUCUCAUAUGCCGUACUCAGAACCAUUGAGCUGAAGCUAUUCAAAAGGUAA